AUGCAAGAGUUACAUGUUUUCUUGCCUCUCUUCUUGAUGUCAUUCAAACUUUCCAAGUCUCUCAUUCAAGAAUCACUUAUCACUUCUCCCACACUUUAUCAUUCCUUCUUUUUCCUCCCCCUCCCAUCAUCUUUCUUACCUAAUAAAAUCUACACAACUGGAGCCAGUAUUCUUGGUGCUGGUGUCAAAGCCCCCAGAAUUCGGACCAAGAAUCUUAUCAGCAUCAUUUUCUGUGAGGCUGUUGCCAUUUAUGGAAUUAUCAUGGCUAUUGUCAUUGGCAAUCAGGCACAGUAUUUUGAUAUCACCAAAGUAAACAAAGACAUUCUUCGUGAAAAUUAUAUGGCAGGUUACAUGAUGUUUGGGGCUGGGCUCACCGUUGGUCUUUGUAAUCUUGCCUGUGGAAUCUGUGUUGGAAUUGUUGGUUCUGGUGCUGCCCUUGCAGAUGCCCAGAAUGCCAGUCUAUUUGUCAAAAUUCUCAUUGUGGAAAUCUUUGGUAGCGCCAUUGGACUCUUUGGUGUCAUUGUUGGAAUUUUGCAGACUGCUAAAGCAAAGAUGUCUUCUGAUAAAGCUUAA
Messenger RNA from Acanthosepion pharaonis, 573 nucleotides. The record is from the annotation of a GenBank genome assembly. NCBI's taxonomy places the organism in Eukaryota, Metazoa, Mollusca, Cephalopoda, Sepiida, Sepiidae.